AGCCCCGCCUGGAUGUUAAGCGGAAGCCCCAGUGCCUCCCAGCGGACUCGGUGGGGACCAUGGCUUCGCUGAUGCCCCUCUCCCCAUAUUUAAGCCCCACGGUCCUCCUGCUGGUCAGUUGUGACCUGGGCUUUGUGCGAGCAGACCGGCCUCCCUCUCCUGUGAAUGUGACAGUCACUCACCUCAGAGCCAACUCGGCCACUGUGUCCUGGGACGUCCCAGAAGGCAACAUCGUCAUUGGCUACUCCAUUUCCCAGCAACGACAGAAUGGCCCUGGGCAGCGUGUGAUCCGGGAGGUGAACACCACCACGCGGGCCUGUGCCCUCUGGGGCCUGGCUGAAGACAGUGACUACACAGUGCAGGUCAGGAGCAUCGGCCUUCGGGGAGAGAGCCCCCCAGGGCCUCGGGUGCACUUCCGAACUCUCAAGGGUUCUGACCGGCUACCCUCAAACAGCUCAAGCCCAGGUGACAUCACAGUGGAGGGUCUGGAUGGAGAGCGACCACUGCAGACGGGGGAAGUGGUCAUCAUUGUGGUGGUGUUGCUCAUGUGGGCUGAAAAAGUCAUCAUCCAUCAACACCAUCGAUGUAUGAGUGAAGAAACAGAACCAGAAAACAGAUGCACUAACACCCUGGGGAUGGGGAUAGGGUCAGGGAGCGCCUCAGAUGGUGAUCUGCUCAGGACUGAAGGAUCCCACAGUCUCCUAGAGGGUAAUGACACUCCCACAAUCUCAGGCCUGGUACCCGUCCUCUUUCCACUGUGAGCGGGGCCAGAAGGUAGGUCUCUUAGGGUCUGUGCCCCUGGACCUGGGGAAUGGCUAUCAGAUGGGAUAUGUCCUUCCAACCCCCAGGUCCAGGGGAGAGUCACUUGUUCAACCGUAUCCCACUAGGUCUCAAAUGGGGCCCCCAUUCCACCUGCAUCAGGACUCUUGGCAUCCCCAGCUGCCCCCACAUCUUGCCUCUGGGUCUCAGAGAGGGGUGUUUCUUUGGCUACUUCCCCUCCCCCCAGCAAUUAAAAGGAAUUGUCUGGGUCUGGAGGCAGAUGCUGCACUGCACUACUCCAAUGUCUUCCAUGGAGCCUCAGGUGCUCCCCCUCUCACCUGGUAGCCCCUCCAGCUGCUGGUGAUCUCACCCCUUGGACAUUUUUCCAAUAAAGGUUCUUGGACAAACUGAAGCUGACUGUAUGGUAUACUGUAUAGUAUGCUGAAGACAUUUCCCCACUGUCUCUCCCCUGACAACAAGGGCCUCUCACACCACCACCAACUCGACAGGAGCACUCUC
This is a messenger RNA of Neomonachus schauinslandi (Hawaiian monk seal), 1278 nucleotides long. RefSeq names its product fibronectin type III domain containing 4 (gene FNDC4). NCBI's taxonomy places the organism in Eukaryota, Metazoa, Chordata, Mammalia, Carnivora, Phocidae. The record is from RefSeq and is a predicted model, not a curated record. Bases 60 to 761 code for a protein of 233 amino acids. Gene Ontology annotation, molecular function: protein binding. The transcript has 5 exons.